Messenger RNA from Humulus lupulus (European hop), 1713 nucleotides. RefSeq names its product protein FAR1-RELATED SEQUENCE 5-like. The coding region runs from base 1 to 1713 and encodes 570 amino acids. Gene Ontology annotation, molecular function: zinc ion binding; nucleic acid binding. The record is from RefSeq and is a predicted model, not a curated record. The transcript has 3 exons. Gene Ontology annotation, biological process: regulation of DNA-templated transcription. NCBI's taxonomy places the organism in Eukaryota, Viridiplantae, Streptophyta, Magnoliopsida, Rosales, Cannabaceae.
AUGGUAGAAGUUCAUGAUGGUUGGGAAAAUGUGGGAUGUAUCAAAGAUGACUUGUACAAGGGAAUCUGUAAAAAAUAUUCAACGUGGGAUGAUUGUGACACGUCCACAGCAAUGGGUUAUCUCGAAGCAAAAAAAGGGCCGGACAACAUGUUUUUCUACAAGUAUGAUGUAGAUAAAGAAAAUAGAUUGAAAAAUUUAUUCUGGUCUGACGGGACUUCCCAGGUUGAUUACCAAUUAUUUGGUGAUUGUUUGGCUUUUGAUUCUACUUACAAAACCAAUAGGUACGGAAAGUCAUUAGUAAUACUACUUGGGUCUAAUAAUCAUGACAAAACGUGUGUGUUUGGAGCUGCACUUCUUGAUAAUGAGACUUCGACCACAUAUGAUUGGGUAUUGGAAACAUUUUUAAAGUGCAUGGGUGGUAAGAUGUCGUCAGCAGUUUUGACGGACGGUUACAAAGCAAUGAACAAAGCACUGGAUAAUAUUAUGCCUGGUGUUCCACAUCGUAUUUGCUCGUGGCACAUACUAAAAAAUGCAAUGCACCAUGUACACAAUAUAGCAUUCCAUCAAGAAUUGAAGAAAUUUAUUUUCAGGUAUUACAAGGAGGAAGAAUGGGAGGAUAAUUGGAAAGUGACUGUGAAGAAAUAUAGAUUGACAGGAAAUGCAUGGGUGGAAGCACAAUAUGGCACAAGAAAGCAGUGGGCAGAUACUUUUCUUCGUGGUAUUUAUUUUGGUGGAGCUACUGCUACCGGUAGAUGUGAAUCUAUGAAUGCAUUCUUGAAAAGAGAUUUGCAAAAUAAAAUACCAUUGUGGAUGUUUAUACGACACUUUGACCAUGCUUUAUCUAUGUUGUGUUACAACGAGAUGAAAGAACACUACAAAACUAAUUUGACUGAACCGGUUUUGAACCAGACAACUAUGUCGUGUGUGGAGGAUGAAAUUUCUUCAAUUUUCACAAGGGAAAUUUUUACAAGGAUAAGAAAGGAGAUACGGCGUGGCGAUAAUUAUAUUGUCCUAAAGGAUGAUAAGAUACCAGGUUACACUCUUUGUUUGGUGAAAAAAUAUAUUGGUUCUGGAUUAAAGCGCAAAGUGUUAAUCUCCAACGAUGGGGAUGAUGUGCGAUGUGACUGCUAUUCUCUUGAGACAAAAGGAAUUCCAUGUAGACGUAUUUUUAUUUUAUUGAAGAAUUUGGAGAGAAGAAGUUUGCCAAUUUAUUUGGUAAAUAGACGUUGGCUAAAAGAUGCUAAAGAAGUUCAACUGUUAACUCAAGGUAAUGAAAGAAAGUGUCCUCAUCCUGAAGUUAUUGAAAAUUCUAGGUACGGUGGUGUAACCACACAAACUACUAUCACGUCGUACCUUGCUACAAGAUCACGAGAAGCAUUUCAAAAGGCUAUGAAAGUUAUAUCAGAGUUGAAUGCAGAAUUGGAAAAAAUGCCACCAGAUGAAGAGUUAAAACAUCCUCAAAAUGAUGAAGGAAUAUUUCCUAAUAAUAUUUUGGACUCUCAGAUUAAAAAAACAAAAGGCAGACCAACUACAGCCAGUUUGUCGAAAUCAUUCUCUGGAGGUGCAAAGAAGAGAAAACCAAAAAAAUCGCUAUUACAUUGCAAGUAUUGUGGUGAGGUUGGACAUGAUUCAAGGAAUUGUCCUAUGCAGCCAAAGUCCACUACAAAGAAAAAUGGUCAUUCGAAGAAUAAGAAGAAAAAAAUCAAUCCAUGA